AUUUUUACGGAGCGGACGCCGACGGUCGAUCGAAGCCUGCUUAUUGCACAGCUGCCAGUUUGCGCUUAUAAUUCCGAGAAAGACCAUCGAUCUUAAUGAACGGGGAGGGCUUUCGCCCUGCUUAUAGCGAUUAAUAUGUGAAUCGUGCGCUUAAGGUAUAACGGGAACAGCGAAAGUAAAGGCGUUCGGUCUUGCGUGGCAGAGAAGGGAUGGCCAACUAGCUGCACAUUUUAACUGCAGAGCGGAUAGAGGGAUAAAAGGGGGUGCAGUCGGUGUGACCAUUUUUGCUUUGGUGGAUAUUUGUAUCCGAACCGCUUGGGGAGGGCCCGCUGAAUUGGGGCUCUGCGUUUCCCUUCGCCCGUUUUACAUGCGCCGAAACGCUGCAGGCUGCGAAUUAGGCGUGGGAUUGAUUUCCACGUUUAUUAAUAGGAUAAUUCAUUAAAACGAUUGGAAGAUAUACUAGGUGUUCUGUUUUUGGCCUCUGUUUUUAGUAAGAUUAGCUGGCUUAGCUACGCAUACAUCCUUUUUAAAACAAGAAAUGGAGGCUGAAGAUGCGGAUUACUAUCAGACGACUGGAUUCUCUAACUCGUGCUUUUUGUUAACCUCGCAUACAUUCUUGUAUUUUUGGCAAGAAUAGCAAGACUUUUUGAGUCGACUGCAAAUGACCAUCUUUUUUUCUGAAGGAAACAAAAAAUAAACGCCGAUCGGAGACCAUCCAUUUCUAGACGACUGAAUCCACGCUACGGACAAAAAUAAGAUCUCGUUACGACAAAUCAAUUAUUUGAACUAGGUGUUCAUCCUGCUCCCAUUUACAUCUCUUAAAAGGAAAAAUUGUGAAGAAGACUCCGAAGUUCAGUGUCCUUUUUUUGAGAAAAGACCUCUUGCAUUUUAAGUCGAUGCAUUUAACAGGAAUGUGGUCUGGGACAGAAAGAAAUAAUUUGACCUUGUUGUGGGGUCUGUUAGUCUCUAUCUACACGACCUGCAUGUGGCCAGCAAAUGGAGAAAUUUGUGGUCCAAGCAUCGACAUCGGCAAUGACAUCAGCGAGUUUAAGCGCCUAGAGAACUGCACGGUGGUGGAGGGUUAUCUGCAGAUCCUGCUCAUCGGCGACAAGGGCAGCAACGCCAACCUGGAGGUCUUCCGCAGCCUAAGCUUCCCCAAGCUCACCAUGGUGACCGACUACCUGCUGCUCUUCCGCGUCUCGGGCCUGGACAGCCUGAGCACGCUCUUCCCCAACCUGGCCGUCAUCCGCGGCCGCACCCUCUUCUACAACUACGCCCUGGUUAUCUUCGAGAUGACCAGCCUGAAGGACAUCGGCCUGUACAACCUGAGGAACAUCACGAGGGGAGCCAUCCGCAUCGAGAAGAACCCGGAGCUGUGCUACCUCGACUCGGUGGACUGGUCACUCAUCAUGGACUCCGAUUCGAACAACUUCAUAGCAGGCAAUAAGCAGUCUAAGGAGUGUGCUGACGUCUGCCCCGGCAUCAUGGAGGACAGCCCUCAGUGCAUCAUGACCAGUUUCAGCGACAACUACAACUACCGCUGUUGGACCUCAAACCAUUGCCAGAAAGUGUGUCCUGCCAAAUGCGAGAGGAGAGCGUGCACGGAGUCCGGGGAGUGCUGCCACCCGCAGUGCCUGGGCAGCUGCACGGUGCCCGACAGCGACACGUCCUGCGAUGCCUGCCUGCACUACUUCCACGAGGGCCGCUGCGUGCCCGACUGCCCCGCCGACACCUACAAGUUCGAAGGCUGGCGCUGCAUCACCAUGGAGCUGUGUGCCCGCGUGCACCUGCCCAACGACUUCGACCGCUUCGUCAUCCAUGCCGGCGAGUGCAUGCCCGACUGCCCCACGGGCUUCACGCGCAAUGAGAACCAAAGUAUGUUCUGCAGUGCUUGUGAUGGUCCCUGUGACAAGAUCUGUGAUGGGAAGAUGAUCGACUCUGUGGACGCGGCUCAGUCCCUCAAGGGCUGCACUGUCAUCAAGGGAAACCUCCACAUCAACAUCCGUCGGGGAAAUGACAUCGCGUCGGAGCUGGAGACCUUCAUGGGCCUCAUCCAGAUGGUGACGGGCACCGUCAGGAUCCGACACUCGCACACGCUGAGCUCCCUGUCCUUCCUGAAGAGCUUGCGCCACAUCGCCGGGGAAGAGCUCCUCGAAGGGAUGUAUGCUUUCUCCGCACUGGAUAACCAAAACCUCCAGCACCUCUGGGACUGGAACCAGCACAAUCUGACCAUCAAGACUGGGAAGCUGUUCUUUCGAUUCAACCCGAAACUAUGCAUGUCGGAGAUUCGCAAGAUGUGGGAGAAGAGUGGCAUCACUGGGAGCUUCGAAGAGGGCGACUUUCGGAACAACGGGGACAGGGCCAGCUGUGAGAGUCACAUCAUCAAGUUCAAGUCCAACAGUACCAGCAGUAACAAGAUCAAACUGACCUGGGAACGGUACCGACCUCCAGAUUACAGGGAUCUCAUCAGUUUUAUCAUCUAUUACAAGGAAGCACCCUUCCAGAACAUCACCGAAUUCGAUGGUCAGGAUGGCUGUGGGUCCAACAGCUGGAACAUGGUGGACGUGGAACUUCCAAAGGAAAAGGACGUGGACCCUGGGGUGCUUCUCAGUCCGCUGAAACCCUGGACUCAGUACGCCAUCUUCGUAAAGGCCAUCACCUUAGUUGUCGAUUACAAGCACAUCUUCGGAGCCAAAAGUGAGGUGAUCUACAUUUGGACAAAGCCCUCAGAGCCAUCGAUGCCGCUGGAUAUCCGCUCGUACUCAAACUCCUCCACGAAGCUGCUGGUGAAGUGGUCUCCUCCAAUCUCUCCCAACGGGAACCACACCUACUACCUCCUCCGCUGGCAACGGCAGCCUGAAGACAGAGAGCUUUACAUGCACAACUACUGCUCCAAAGAGUUGAAGAUCCCCAUUAGGAUCUCAGCCACAGGAGCUGUAGAUGCAGAAGAUGAGAACAAGCUUCCCAAGACGGACGCCGGCGCCGGGGACAAAGAGCCGUGCUGUCAGUGCCCCAAGACCAGCGAUGACCUGAGGGUGGAGGCGGAGGAUGCUUCUUACCGCAAAGUCUUUGAGAACUUUCUUCACAACUCGAUCUUCACUCCUAGGCCCCCAGACCGCCGUCGCCGGGAUGUCUUCGGUGUGGCCAACUCCACCCUGAUGUACAGCGUGAGCGGGAACGCCACCGAGCUGGAAGGCAACGCCACAGACGGGGUCCCGCACCCCAUAGAGUACCAGUUUGAGGAGACCACAGUGAGCAGCAGGGAGUCGUGGGAGAUCUCCGGCCUGGAGGCCUUCACUGUGUAUCGCAUCGACAUCCACGCCUGCAACCGCGAGGUGAAGCACUGCAGCGCGGCCGCCUUCGUCUUCGCCAGGACCAAGCCAGCAGACAAGGCGGACGACAUACCAGCACCCGUGACGUGGCAGGGGGGUGAGCAUGAAGGCGACACCGUGUUCCUGAAGUGGGCGGAACCCAAAAGACCCAACGGGCUGAUUUUGAUGUACGAGAUCAAGUUCCGUCUGGGCGGCGAGGCAGAGAAGCACGAGUGUGUCUCCCGGCAGCACUACCGGGAGCAUGGGGGAGCCCGACUAAGUCACCUGAGCCCAGGGAAUUACUCCGCCCGCAUCCGAGCCACCUCGCUUAUGGGCAACGGCUCCUGGACCGUGCCCGUGGCCUUCUAUGUGUUACAGUCCAAACCGUUGUACGACAACCUCUUCUAUCUCCCAAUCAUCAUCCCCAUCAUCGUUUCGUUCAUCGUCAUCAUCGGAAUAACAGCGCUCAUAGUGGUCAACAAGAAGAGGAAUAGUGACCGCCUGGGGAAUGGGGUUCUGUACGCCUCUGUCAAUCCUGAGUACUUAAGUGCUGCUGAAAUGUACGUGCCAGACGAGUGGGAGGUGGCGCGCGAGAAGAUCACUCUGUGCCGAGAGCUAGGCCAGGGCUCCUUUGGCAUGGUGUACGAGGGCGUGGCCAAGGGCGUGGUCAAGGGUGAGGCCGAGACGCGCGUGGCCGUCAAGACGGUCAACGAGUCAGCCAGCAUGCGCGAGCGCAUCGAGUUCCUCAACGAGGCGUCCGUCAUGAAGGAGUUCAACUGCCACCACGUGGUACGCCUCCUGGGUGUGGUCUCUCAGGGACAACCUACAUUGGUGAUUAUGGAGCUGAUGACCCGUGGAGACCUGAAAAGCCACCUGCGGUCCCUCCGAUCCAAAGAGAAUUCCUGCAGCGAUACCCUACCCCCCCUGAAGAAGAUGAUCCAGAUGGCGGGGGAGAUCGCGGACGGCAUGGCCUACCUCAACGCCAACAAGUUCGUCCACAGAGACCUGGCUGCCCGGAACUGCAUGGUGGCCGAGGAUUUCACUGUGAAGAUCGGAGAUUUCGGAAUGACGAGGGACAUUUAUGAGACGGAUUACUACCGCAAAGGGGGCAAAGGACUUCUGCCAGUGCGCUGGAUGUCCCCGGAGUCCCUCAAAGACGGCGUGUUCACCACCAACUCUGAUGUGUGGUCAUUCGGGGUGGUGCUGUGGGAGAUCGCCACCCUGGCCGAGCAGCCGUACCAGGGCAUGUCCAACGAGCAGGUGCUGCGCUUCGUCAUGGACGGGGGCCUGCUGGACAAGCCAGACAACUGCCCCGACAUGCUGUUCGAGUUGAUGCGCAUGUGCUGGCAGUACCACCCGAAGGCGAGACCUUCCUUCCUGGAGAUAAUCAACGGCAUCCAGGACGAGCUGGAGCCGCCCUUCAAGGAAGUCAGCUUCUACUACAGUGAGGAGAACAAGCCCCCAGACACAGAGGAACUCGACAUCGAGGCGGAGAACAUGGAGAACGUGCCGCUGGAUCCAGCGUCCAGUCGACGGCACGUGGUGGCAGCCGGCCAAGGGCCCCCGGAUUCCGGGCCAGGCGCCGCGUCUCGCUCUCCAGGACCUGCCCGCUCAGCCGGCCUGGCUUCGGACUCGCACUCGGGACACGCGGUGGCCAACGGGCCUGUGGUGGUCCUGAGACCCGCUUACGACGAGAAGCAGCCCUACGCGCACAUGAACGGGGGGCGCAAGAACGAACGGUCUCUUCCGCUCCCGCAGUCCUCCGCCUGCUGACCCGGGCCCCUAACGCCCCUCCCCGUGCCUGUCCUCUGACCUUGGAAAUGCAGAAACCAACCCUGCCCCCCCCCCACACACACACACACACACACACCUAUUUCCAUAGUCACUUGUCUUCCCUUAACUAUGGAGAACUAUGGGGAGAUGGACCUUCUAAUUAAAAAUGAGACGAGUCGGUUCAGACAGUCAGUACUCUGCUGUACCUCAGUGGAUUGUUUUCAUGUUUUAUUAUACUAUUAUUAUUAUUACUGUUAUUGUUGAUAAUGAGAGAAUUGAUAAAGAUAAAUCUGCUGUCACUGCAGAAGGGGAGAUGGGCAUGCUGGGAGCCCCCACCCUCCCCCUCCCCCGUCUGCGGGGCCCUUUUGUACAAUGUCUGUCACUUUUUAAAAAUUCCACUCAGAUUAAAGCAGUCGGACCCAAUAGGCUGCCUUUCGGAGGGGUGACGUGGACAGUCUAUAAAAUGGACUGUUUAGCACAAUGUUUCCCAAUCCAGUCCUUGGAGACCCACAGACGGUCCGUGAUUUUUGCCCCCCGGCAGCCCCAGCCUGUCUGGUAGGGAGUUUGGAAGGAGCAAAAAAAACACGGAAUGCCAGGGUGUCCGAGGACUGGAUUGGGAAACACUGGUUUAGCAUAUCUGCCAGGCGAUCCGACAGAAAAGCACUUUCUUUGUGGGUUUAGGGAGGUGUGUGUGUGUCUGUGUGUGUCUAUGUCUUUUUCCUCCAUAGGAGAAUCUGUCUGCUGUCUUUCUCCAGACUCGUCUGGAGGGACUUUCAUUGUUGAAGAUUGUGUGGUUGGAGGGGUAAUGCCUCCCCCCCCCCCCCUUGGUUCAGUGGUGUGCACGGGAAGGGAGACCCCCACAAUCUGCCAAAAUUCUGCCAAAACUCACUCUGUCUACUGUUUUGUGACACUGGUUACUGGUUUUCUGCAUUUGUUUUGCCCACCCCUCCUCCAUUCUGUGUUUCCAAGUUUGUUUGGGCUCCAAAUCACUUUUGUGUACAAAUGCGACCGACUUAGGUUUCACCCGGGUGAUAAUCAGGCGACUGUCUCUUGCAGCCGUGAUUUAAACGAAAAAAAUUUGCCAUGAGUAACAACGGGAGCGACGCGGAGUGCUGUUCGAGGACCAAAAAGGGCUCGGCGUGAGGGGAAUGAAGAAGCGAACCAAGACGGACGAGAGUAACUGCAAAACGAAAGCAUAUGAACAAAAGCCUACAGAUGACUGGUCAAAAACAAACGUCUUUUGAUAACUGUUUGUUUGGGCUUGUCUGCCUGGCCGGGUCUCUGUACAAUCCAGACAUGUACGGUCUUAGAAUUGUUCGUUAGGUUUGUGCAGUUUGUUUCUCCUUUUCUAACUUUUUAUCGGGUUACUCUUUUGUCUGUCUCAAAAAAAAAAAACGCUGCUAGACCUUUUCCCUCAUCAGGAGUCUUCACACACUCGUGAGCACGCAGACACGCACACACACGCACACACACACUCAUCCACAUUUUACAGGUUUAGUCUCUGUUUCCACCAAGUGUGUAUCAUACUUCAGCAAAAAAAUUCAGAUUUCCUUCACUAAAAGUGUAUUUCCGCAGCGUCCGACGUCCGAUUUUUACAGAUAACUGCAGUGGAUCAUAGACGAGUGUUUUCCCGCCCUGUAUGCCUUGGCUCCCUGCGUAUGUGCAUAUACCCCUAUAUGUGACUCCACAGCGCCUCCCGCUGGCCCUUUGGCGGUACUCCAGUCUCAGGUCAGAGUAGGGCUUCGGACCCCCUGCCCCCUUAGUUUCGGCCCUUUGCAUCCAACCGUGACCCCCCCCCCCCCCCCCCCCCCCCCAAAACGUCUCAAUAAAACCACACACUGUAGCAGUAUGUCACAGUGCCUUCUAGCACUGCAUUUUGCAAUCAGGAUUAAUUACGGAAAUUCAUUUUCACUACUGGUAAAUCAAUCCCUCUUCAUUUGUUUUAUAUUCGGUUUUCGUUCAGGGCUAAUUUUGACACACAGAUCUGCCUUUUUCAAGCGACUCUUGCAUUUUCCUCUUCCAAAGAUAGACUCCGAUCUGCUUCACCAACACACUUCUGCUUUCUGCAGUUCUUGGAGUGAUGGGAAAAGUCACCAUACAAAGCAGUUCCAGUUGGGUCGGCAGCCUCUUCGCCCAGUACAUUUUAUGGCGUUAGCUUCGAACGGUUACCGGCCCACAUCAACGCUCAACAGACGCAUUGAACAAGAAGAUGGGAUAAAAGUGAACUGCAGUCAUGCAGUUGGACUGUGGGUUUUGGUUAAUGCGCUUCCUUCGUUGUACCUUUUUGUCAAAUUUGAAGUUGGCCUUUCUUUUGGUUCCCUGAAGUCUUGCCUUGUAUAAUCGAUUAUUUUUGGUGGCUUCAUCACUUGGUUGGGGGUCGUCUUUUUAUUUUUUCUUUCCUUAUAACAUUAAUCUACCUCACUCUUCUAUGUAUGCAUGUAUGUAUGUUUGUGAAAAAAGAUGCAUCUCACUUCUGUUAUCAGCCUGAUGCGAACAAUUUAUUAUCCAAACCUGGGUAAAAUUUGUUUCACAAACCACACACUUUACAGACUUGGGAGAUGCUCGGCGCUGUCUUCAAGCAACUCUACAUGGACAAGUUUGAAUGUUGAUACGUCGGUGUACCAGUGUGUGUGAAAGGUUAGGAGGACAGUCUGGUCCAGGACGUAAGCGUUUUGCUCACUGGUCGGCCGUUGGGUGUCAAGCAUUAUUCUCAGAGUUGUGCAAUGUCCGCGCAAGACAGCCUCCUCCCUUUGGUGCACAUAUCAGUCUCCACAACCAUAGGUCCUCUGAUCUUUGCUGGCUAUAACCAUUUUGGUAUAACUGUACUUUCUCCUGUUGCUGUUUUCAAAUGAGUUCAACGGACAUCUGACAAAAUGGGCUGAUAAGUCUGACUGAGUGAUCGUGUGUUUCAGUGCUGCUGUGAUGUUUGGUGCAUAGAAGGCUGAGGGUUUGGUCUUUGUAAGGCAUAAGGUUCAGGAAACGAAACCGUGACGGAGAUGGAUAAAUAGCCUUACCUGCUUCAAAAUGCAGAUUUUAUUUUUUUUUUUUAAGGAAGUCAUUUGGCAAACAAAGGGUUCCGCCCCAGAGCUGAAGCUGUAAUCAUCAGGGAGGUGUUUGUGCUGCAUGUCCGGGCUGUUGGCCUGUCCUGAAGGCUGGACAUUGGGCAGUUUGGAAGACAAAGUUUUAAGGUUUCUGGCACCAGAAAGGUUUGCAGUCCUGUAGGAGUGAUGAAGGACAGCGACAGUGUGUCAUCUUCAGCCCGCUGCUGGCUUGGGUCAGCGUAUCUUCUGUCGCUUUCUGCCAUGUCACCAACAGCAUGGCAUCGGCCUUCUACCGACUCGCUGGCCAGUAAACAUGCAAACAGCUGUGCAAAGCAUGCGGCUCCACCGCAGCCAAUGGGAACUCCUGUCACACCCUGCGCAGGUCCCCUUGAUGCUCCGCCACAACCUACGGCCGUCAGCCUUGGUCGCCUUGCUUCCUAGUUCAGGCAGCUGACCUUCCUCCUCUUUCGCUGGAGAUGCUGGGAUGGCAUGUAGUGUUGCUACGUUUCAAACCAUUCCAGCUGCUGGUUAACUUUUCCCAGCGGAGUUGUUAUGCGUCGGCUCUGGGCUACGGGCCUCAACCAUGAGGAAGGCUGGGCUCGGCACAGACGCUGCCCGAUAGCGCCACCUUCUGUUCUGCUGCUGAUUACGUUGCUGCUUUAAUAGGUACUUCGAUACAAUGGCCGGUGCGUGGCCUCUGUAUCAUUCAAUGCAGGGGUGGUUUUAGUUGCUGUUGAUGUGUCGGAAUGGCCGAAUACCCCAGACUGGAACCUGUAGAACACAGCUGCUUAGGAUGAGGUUAAGAUGGAGGUGCGUGGCAAAGGGAUGCUGGAGCAGUGUGUAAGCGCUAAAGGUUCAAAAUGUGGGCUUGCAAAGGUUUGUUAGACAGGCGAAUAGAUGAUGUGGUCCAAGGCGGACAAAUACCUGUUCGCUCACACUAAUUGUUCUUCACAAACGAGCUCCAGCGAUUGUCUGAGGGCAGCAUUGGAAAGAGGGCUAAUGCUGGAGAGGUGUGUGUGUGCGUGUGUGUUCCACCUUCCUCCCAAGGCUUUGUGCUUGUGUUGUGUGUACGUAUGGGUGUGUCACGUUGGCUGUUAUUGUCGAAUAUGUCUUUAAUUAAAAAAAGAAGAUAUCAGUGCUAUUUAUUUUUAUUUCUUUUGUUUGGUUCAUUUACAAUGACACAAAGGACAUAAGGGUAGGUCUGUUGUGAAGUGAAUGUCAGUUUACAUUGAACGCUGCCAGAGAUCAUUCGUUUGACAAAUUUAGUAAAUAUAAAAUCAAAAGCUUAAAAAAAAAAAUGGUAAAACUCAUGCAUACACACCAACACAAAGGACAGCAAUGUCUAGUAGAUUACGGGUAGUCACAUGACAGAAGAAAAUGGUCAUGAAAUUUAAAAAGUUUACAAAGCAUUUUUGGAAUUUUUUAGGUUUAACGUAGUAGUAGUGCCAGUACUUUGUAAUAUUCAAAGUGGAUUGAAUCAGUUUAUCAUUGUUCCCAUCUAGUCUGAUUUUCUUUAUAACAUGGUAUAUGCAAACCUCAGGUUUAGGGAAGUAUAAUGCAUAAAAUUGCAAUAAUGACCUUGAGGUUGAUAGAUUUAUUUUCCAGGCAAUGUUUUCUCUCCUGCUUGGCAUUCCUCUAUGCUUUAAAAAGGGGCUUUGACCUACUGAGACCUUUUUCUUUCAUUUCAAUGUUUCCCUUCUCCUGUACAAAUACUUUGGCUUUGUUACCAUUAAAUUCAAAUUAUUGUUUUCA
This is a messenger RNA of Brienomyrus brachyistius, 9877 nucleotides long. Its product is annotated as insulin-like growth factor 1 receptor. Gene Ontology annotation, cellular component: axon; membrane; insulin receptor complex. Gene Ontology annotation, molecular function: ATP binding; phosphatidylinositol 3-kinase binding; insulin receptor activity. The record is from RefSeq and is a predicted model, not a curated record. The coding region runs from base 897 to 5084 and encodes 1395 amino acids. Gene Ontology annotation, biological process: regulation of JNK cascade; positive regulation of MAPK cascade; multicellular organism development. The transcript has 21 exons. Lineage: Eukaryota; Metazoa; Chordata; Actinopteri; Osteoglossiformes; Mormyridae.